CCAGCAGAAACGGAAGUUAGUUAAGUGUCAACAACCUGAAUUUACAACUUCAGCGAAACUUCGCUGUGGUCUGAAACACUAGUUUUGGUGUAAUUUAUAUACAUCUGGCCGCUUUAGAAGUUAUUGGUGCAUUAUGGAGGAAUUUAUCUCCCAUCCGCCGUGGGAGCGGUGUGUUUUUGCCCUUAAAGUCGGUGGCUAGUUAAACUGUUUGUGGAAGCUAAGUUGGCUAACUUUAUCUGUCAGCUGACUCGUUUUGACAGCGAACCUUGUCGUAAUAUGCUCCGACGUUACUCUGUGCUCGCUUUAAACAGGCUUGUUGAUGUAACCACCCUGUGUGUUAGCUGGCGUUGACUCGUCCAGGUGUUUAAUUAGCAGCGCUGAUAAGGUGACCAUAGAACUUGGCUCGCAAUGUUCCCGCAGCUGCUUCCACCUUUCAACUAGCUGCCUCCCCUCCUCUGCUUUUCUCUCCCCCCGUCGCCCUCCGAUGGCUCACUGCGUCCCGUCCGAGCCAACCUCCAAGGUUCAGGCUCCAGAAAGUAUCCCGUCCCAGGUCAGCGUGGACCAGAGCAUGAGGCCGGUGCUGUUUGAGAUUUUCGGCGAGAUCUGGACCGUUCAGUCCAGGCUCGGUCAAGGAGUGUCGGCCUCGGUUUACCAAGUCAGCUCCGGCAGAGCCGCCACGGCCGCAGUGAAGGAGUUCCAGGGCGACUCACAGGGAGGGGACUACGGCUAUCACAAAGAGAGGGCCGUGCUGGAGGACAUCCAGGGGCAUAAGAACAUUGUUACACUGUAUGGCGUGUUCACCAAUCACAACUGUGUGGGCGUGGCUACGCGCUGCCUCCUGCUGGAGCUCCUGGAUGUCAGUGUAUCGGAGCUGCUGGUGAGGCGCAGCAAUGGAGUCAAGGGUGUAAGCAGACCCCAGAAGGGCCACUCCAUGUGGCUGGUGCAGCACUGUGCCAGAGACAUCCUGGAGGCUCUUGCCUUCCUUCACAGGGAAGGCUACGUCCACGCUGACCUCAAACCUCGCAAUGUCCUGUGGAGCGCCGACGACGAGUGCUUCAAGCUCAUCGACUUCGGGCUGAGCUUCAAACAGGGAAACCAGGAUGUGAAGUACAUCCAGACGGAUGGGUAUCGAGCCCCGGAAGCCGAGCUCCAGAACAGCCUGGCCCAGGCUGGGAUGGAGGGAGACUCCGGCUGCACAGCCGCCAUCGACCUGUGGAGCCUGGGCGUCAUCCUGCUGGAGAUGUUCUCAGGAAUCAAACUGAAAGACACCGUCCGCUCACAGGACUGGAAGGACAACAGCGUUGCCGUCGUCAACCGCAUCUUUGCCAGUAAUGGCGUGAUGUGCCCUGCCAUCCCAGUCUAUCACCUCAGAGACCUUAUUAAAAGCAUGCUGCUCAACAACCCAAAGCAGAGAUGCACAGCUGAAGCUGCCCUGCUCAGCCCGUUCUUCAGUAUCCCCUUCGCCCCUCACAUAGAGGAUCUAGUUCUACUGCCUUCUCCUGUUCUGCGUCUGCUUAACCUGAUUGACGACAGCCACCUGCACAACGACGAAGAGUAUGAAGACAUACUGGAGGACAUGAAAGAGGAGUGCCAGAAGUACGGCUCAGUGGUUUCUCUGCUCAUUCCUAAAGAGAAUCCUGGAAAAGGGCAGGUAUUUGUGGAGUAUGCCAACUCCAGCGACUCCAAAGAAGCCCAGCGGCUGCUGACCGGCCGAACCUUUGACGGGAGGUUUGUGGUGGCCACCUUCUACCCGCUGAGCGCCUACAAGAGAGGUUACCUCUACCAGACGGUGCAGUGAGGAUCAGUCUGCUCCUCCAUCCGCCUCAUUUAAAGAACAGCGCUGUGUUUUGGCCUACAACCCGUAUACUGAUACUUUCAACACCGGGAAGCAGAUGCAGACUUUAGAUUAUCAAGCCUCUCCUGUAGGGGAAUUGCUAUAUUAAUUCUACUCUUAAGGAGAUAAGUUAAAGUUGGAGUCCUUCUGACAACUCAUUUACAUUUCUAAGAUGAGUUUACAAUAAUCUUUAUGCAGCAAUUAGGAGCAAAAAUCAAGACUAUUCCCAUUUAACACCUCUGCAAUGCUUACAGGCUUAAUCUGCAUGUCUUCACUGUUGCGGAAGUUUUACAAAGCGCACAAGAGAUGAGUUGUUUAAAAUGCAGCAACUGCUUUGCUGAAACUCAUGCUGCUCAGCAAUGUUUCCAUGCAGAGCAGCAGCUGAAACUGGCUGUGAUGUUUGGUGUGCAGACACCCUCCCAGUGACUCUGCUGGAACAUUAACAGUCUGCUGCAGGAGAAACUGCACUCCGUUGCCUUUGAAUAGUGCAGUCAGAGUGGCUAAUGAAAACCCAUUUGACGUUGUGUGUCAUGUGAUUUAGAUGUUUUAGAUCUUCAAACUAUAUAAUCCUAAAGAGAAGCUGAAGGUUCACUGUGGUGGAAGCUAACAUGUGGUACUGUUGUUAUAGCAGUUUAUUAUUUUUAGCUAUUUAUUGGGCUAUGUUAUGUAUUUUAAGGUGGAGGCGUGGUACUGAGGGAUAUACUGCCCCCCUGUGGCUGCUCUCCUGCCUGAGCACAUGCAGGGCUACAGGAAGCUGCCCUGUAGCCGUAGAUGGAAUGUUUCCUCUGACUGAGCUUCCAUCCAGGAAAACUUCAUGUUUUCACUGUAGCACUGAAAACACCACAAGAACUAUUAUACAUCCUCAAUCCAGAGUUCAUAAGGAAGCUGUUUGACUCCUUUACACUCAUGUACUGGAUAAGUGUAGAAAACAUGUAUGGAAAAUAAUUUAGUUUUUUUCCUUCCAUCAAACCUUUUUCCUAUGGUCAUCCUUCCUGUCCUCUUCCUCUCUUGUUCUGGCUCUGAGCUGGCUUCCUAUGUCCUUCUUUUUGACAUAGAUUCUUCCACUCUGUUUCUUUCUUUGCCAUUUUUUCUUUGUGUCUUCAUUUCCUUCCUUUCAUCCUGCCUUCAGUCCUUUCAUCCUCUUAGUUUCUUGUUGCUGCAGUAGCAAUAUGAAAAACCUGCCCACUUUAGAAACAUCCAUCCAUUUUCCAUACCUGUGUGUUCUAGGCAGCAGUGAGGGAAUCUAGAGCUACAUCCUGGGCAGGCAUCCAGUUUAUACCGCAAAAAAAGAAAACUUUAAAUUUACAUUUUAAAAUGAGCAGAAGGAACAAAGAAGUUUUAGAGUCUGAGAAUGUCUGUGAUGUUUACACAAAGAUCAGGUAGGAACCCUGUAAAACAUUUACAGGGUUCAUUUACAGAAAUACAGUUUUUUCUAGUUCAGAAAAUGUUCUGACCAGAAGUAGAAAACGACUCAUAACGGCAAUCGGGAUUGCUGCCAGUUGGAAACAAAGCGUUGCUCCCGGUGCAGAUUUAAAGCGAACACAGUCAGCCACAGCAGAGAACCACCUACAUGACAUAAUGUCAUUCCAUAAACAUUGCUUUGGGAUGAUGGCGUUUUUCUUGUUGGCACCACUUUUUAUUUUCUUCACUUUGUGGCACCUUUAAAUGUUCCUACACAGGCUGCUGAAGUGACCGUGAGGAAGACAAGGAAUGUUUGACAAUCUCCUGGUGUGUUUGGUUAGUUGGUGCAAGAAGCAGUGGGUUGAUUUUUAACCCAGCAUUGUAGCAGAACUGUUCUGCAGAAAUAUGUGUAUGACAUAUCAAUAGAAAGUUUGGAUUUUUUUUUUCAAGCUGGCAAAUAGAAAGUUUUUUUCUUCUGUGUUUUCCAUCUUGACUGCUUCAAGCAGAUCACUGUGGAUGACAGAAAGCUGGAUAUUUUUGCAAUGUUAUGGACUUACUGUUGUAGAAUAAGCAAUUAUAAAACUCCUGGUUCAUCUUCCAAUUUAUGACAAGAUGUAGAGGUUCAGUAUCCAAAAAUUGUACUCAAGUAAAAGUAAUCCAAAAUAUAUCCAUCCAAGAAACUACUCGACACGAGUAAAAAGGUAUUCUGUUAAAAAUGUGACUCAAGUACUCAGUAACUGAUGAGAACAUUAAUAUAUUUUUAAAUGACAAACAAAACAAAGUUAUGUGCAUUUUCUAGUAUUUUGAAAAACCAAAAUGAAAAUAAUUAAUGCAAAUUAAUUACAUAAUUACAGACAGUUUAAGGAAGAACAAAUGCUUUUCCAAAUACUUUUUUUUCCGAAUAAAACAUAUUAAACUAAUACAGUAAGUUAUCUCUCUUUAUAUAAAGUAAAGUACUUCCAGUACAAUAUAUAGUGUUUACUGUCUUUUUUCACCUAUAAUUAUCUCUUCAGAAAAAAAAAUUAACAUCAGAACAACAAAGCUGGUGUUCAAACAAGAGGUCUCACUUCAACAUAAACUGUAGCUCUGCAUGUCUAUAUCUGGUACUUUUUUGGUUAAACUGUGUUUGUUCUUCAUUCGGUGAAGUUACCUGCAAUGGGUUGAAUACCCAGUUUUAUUUAAGUUAGAGCAGUGACACUUCAUAGUAACAAUACUCGAGUAAAAGUAAAACAUGUGGUAUACUAAAAAUACUACUAAAAGCACAUUUGUUUCCAAAAAGUUACUCAAGUAAAUCUGAGUAAAAGUAGUUAUUACUAUCCAGUUUUCAUAGGGGUUACGUUAUGCAUUUUUAUUAUACUAUCACAAGUGCCGAAUGACAUUUAAAAUGCUGUUGUAACGACAGGAAAUGGGUAGAGUAUGUUUGUCUGUUAAACAACACUACACACAAACUACACAGUCUAAUUGAAUAAUUAGUUUGAUUGAAGACAAAAACAAUCAGUAGAAUGUUGAAAUGAAUGAAUCUACUCCAUUACCACUCCUGUGUCCUUUGCCUUAAAGACAAGCGCCAUUUAAUCUCCAUUAUUGCUGCUAGACAAUAAGAAUUUAUUGCAACCUAUUUUAUAAAAACACAUUCACUCUUCACAUGCCAAGAAGGACAAUUAGUUGAUGAGGUUUAUUUAUGUAUUACAUAAACAAAUGGAGAUGUGAUAUUUUAGUUACAACAGAUCCACGUUUCAUAUGCAACUUAACUUAAGCGAUGUUGGAAUGUUUCUCCAAUUGCUUUUGCUAGAAAUAGGCUGAAAAGCUAAAGCACUGAUUAUGCUUAACUAUUAAAUCUUCCCUGAUUAGCACUGCUAACAAAUAGCCACUGUUUGCUAUGCUGUUGAGCAGAACGAUCGAACGAUUCUGCAAAAGUAAAAAAAAAAACCUUUUUGUUACUAAGAGACACUUCACCUGUAAAUUGACUAAAACAGACAGAAUGUGGGUUUGAACGUGUAACCCACCGAUUACAGGACAAACCCCUACCUCCUGAGCCACCGCCGCCCCUAAAUAAGCUGUGAUACAAUGAGUUAGAGUUCUCCACAAGUUUGGGGGAAAAUGCUUCCAAAAGUGUGGCAGUAUUUUCAAUAGCAGUGAUUUUUUUCUGAGAAUAGAAUCAUGUCUAUAGAGUUUAAGUAUCAGAAGUUCAAAAUGGAAAAAGUUUAUACCUAUACUGCAAGCAAAUCAGACUUUUUAAAAAGAUCUUAUGCACUUCCUUAGAUUGAAAAUAAAUCAUUGAUUUUGUUCAACAGAACUCCUUGAAGUUGGUAUGUGAUGGGAAAAGUGCAGUUUUGGUGUCAAGAAGGUUCUUCUCAAAUACUACUGUUUUUCUAUAAACCAUAUAGCUAUGUGUCUGAAAAAGAGCUAAUUAAAUGUUAUAGUCUUCCAUUGAAAGCAGUGGUGCAGUCAGUUCUGAAGAGCUGCUAUCCUGCCAGUCUUAGUUGUUUCCCUGGUUCAACACACCUGAAUCAAAUGAUGGAUCAUUAGCAGAACAUUGUCACGCUGAUGAGUUAGUUGGACUAUUUGAAUCAGCUGUUUUGGAAUGAAGACACAUCUAAGACUGGCAGGAUACUAAACCUUAAUCACUGGAGCUGGACACCCAAGACUUUAUAGUACUUGAACUAAUUUAGGAUAAUUGUAGUUAUGAAACUAAAGAAUUUUUUCCUUAGAAAAUUAUGCAAUUAUGUACAAGUAGAAAUACUUUUAGAUCAAUAUGACCCUAGGUGUAGUCUCCCUGCUGCAAACGUCCAUUCAUUAUUCCAAUUCAUUUAAUUUCAAAAAGACUUUAUUAAUCACAAAAGGGAACUUUAAUGUUUUAACUCAUAUUAUCUUAGUUUCUUCAGAGUUGAUGUAGAUGCUGAUGGUUGUGGGCUGUAAGGAUUUCUUGUAGCUAUCUGCAUCAUAGUAGCUUACUGAUUGAAGACGCCUUGUGGUUGCAUAAUAGUCUCACAUUAAAAGCAGAGGCAAUGUCACAUGGUGUGUGUGACAGUGCAUUCAUAGUAAUACAGGGUUAUACUAUUUUAAAAUGUCAAAAAUGAUUACAGAGCUGCCAUUUAAACUUUCUGUAAUAUAUUAGCAACUAGCAUGGCUAGCAUUAAAUAACAGCACUGAUGGGUUGCAUUAUCUAGAGAAUGUAGAUCUUUACCUUGCCUCAUAGAUUUCUAAGAAGUAUUCUUGCUUCCUGUUGUUGAAUGCUUGACUUUCUCUUGCUGUCUUACAGCCUGAAUGAGUAGCAGACAUGUAGCGACAUGUUUUAGCCGACAGCUUCCUACAUUUUCCUCACCUGCAAAUGGCAAACUUUGAGUCUCCUUCACUCAAUAACAGCAUCCCCACUCAAGAGUGGUGGUGCCAGCAGGACUUGGCCAUGAAAAUAUUACAGGGAGAGAACAAGGUGAUCAGCCCCAUCAUGUUCUUCAUUAGAAGAGCUGACUGCUAUAUGGGAACCUGAAGAAUUACAUAACUCUUUAAGGAAGGUUUAGACUGUGCGAGAUAUAUUCUGUGCUCAGACAUGUGUGUUAUAGCUGUGACUAGACUGAGUAUGUUUUAGUGUCUCAGUGUUUGUAAGAACUGCUGAUUCAGGGAUGUAUUUGAACAUGUGACUUGCUGACAGGCGAGGGCUUUAGCAAAGCAUUUUGCAGUUUGGUCGUUUCUUUAGAACAGCAGUAGUUUCUUACAACUCCGCUUUAGACAAAAUUUAGUGUGAAACACAUUAUCUGAAAACCAAAGUCUAAAAGAUCAUUUGAUCAGCUGACUGAACACUUCCAAGGGAACAUUAUGGGUUGUUCACACAGAGUGACUAAAAAGGAGAUUGGAAUUAUGCAGAAUUGCCUCAUUGCCUUUUCUGUUGUGCCUGGUUCACAGGGCAGGACUUUUAAGUUGUCGACCAAUUUUCAAAACCCGAGAGACACAUACAAUAAUAAAAUCUUAAACGUUGAUCUCCAUGGCAGUAGCAACACACCACAUACGAACCAAUUUCACUCACCAACAUUCAGAUGUCAGAAAUCUCACAAAACAUCUCAAGAUCAAAUGUGAGUCCAGAGCAUGGCUGACGAGUUUGUGGACUCUUUUUAAUAUAGAUAAUAAUGAUACAAAAAAAUAUUUCCAACAUCGACUGGACUGUCUAGUGCACCAUGGCAGUUUUGUCUUCUGUGUAUUUUGUAUUCCUUUCUGUGUUUCUGUCACCUCGCUUUCUGAUUGGCUAAAUGUCGCAUUCAACAGGCUGGGUUCUCAUGUGUCCUUGGGGAAGACCACACACACUGCGAUAUCGGACCAAGACAAUCCAGUGUGCUGAAUAUGUCGACAUAAGGUCAUAAAGUCCUUCUGAGCGGACCAGAUCACUCUUAAAACACCACACAUGACAGGAAUAUCUCUUAUGAUCAUAAGAGAUAUCACAAUAAUUGGGUGUCCUUAAGAUUGUUGAAAGGGGCAGCGGGGAUAAAAAUCAGCAUAAAAAUUUUGCCAUGUGAACUAGGCAUUUGUUGACAGAGCAAACACAAGAUUUUUUUUUUUUAUCACAGGAAGUAUCCAGCCCUUAUAUUGACGUUGUUCCCUUUGGAGAAAGACUUUGGAUAAGUUUUGACUCUCAUCUGGAGAUACUGGCAUACAAAAUCUCCAAGUGUAGCAGAGGCUAAGUGUUGCAAGUUUGCAGAUAUGCUGCCAAGAACUGCUCAAACUCUUUGAAGUUUUGACAGUUUACGUACAUUCAAGUUGGGGGAGCCUUUGAGAAAUUGCUCGUGCUGCCUACUUCAGCAGUUUACAGUUUUCCAAGUGUUAUUUGACGUCCCAACCUGCAGGCUUUGGAUGCAUUUAAAGUCGUUAGCAGGUUUGCACACAAACACUAAGCCACAGUAAUUCAGUGGCACAACACUGAAAAACAGGGAUAAAAUCACUCAAAAAACCAACCUAACCUAUAAUGUGAAGCUUUUGUUUAAAGAUUGAGUAUGAGAACUAGGGACAUCUAGUGGCUUAAUUUUUAUAUUGCAGCAAAUGCUGAAUGCUUCCUACUCCUUGUAUGUGUGGGAAAGGUUUUUUUGUUGUUGUUGAAAGAAAAUUAAAAAUGUUGACAAGUUUGUCUUGGGCCUCUGUAAAAAUGGCAGCCCAGUCACUAUGCAUUAAAAUCAAUAUAAUAGUGAUUAUUAUAAGAGUUUUCUGCUCAUUUAACAGCAGUCUAAAAGAGGGAUCUGGUAGGCCUGGUAGUUUACGCAUGUCUUGAUUUUUCUCUUCCUAUGCAUGAUGUGUUUGGAUUAACAAUGUCAAAAUCCAACUGCACAAGUUCUGGCGUUUCAGACCCUAAGUGAGAAAACGAGCAAUAAAAGACGCUACAUUAGUCUUUCCACAUGGAGAUCCCUCCUCCACAGUUUUCAGACUGUCUGGAAUGAGAUCUCUUCUCAUAUCCUUUCUUUGUGAAAGGCAAAAAUAUUCUCUAUAAUAUUUACUUGUCCCCUCCUCAUGUUUUCUACUCAGAUAACCUAAUAAAACACACAGUCUGGUUCAGACAUCAACAUGCCUGUGUCUCCCAGGCUACUGCUGUCACUGGGCAUGUGGCAGGCGAAGACGUAGUGAAUACAGGCUGUUAAAUCUUUGUCCGUUAGUUGGACUGCGUGUUGCAAAAAGAUUUUUUGGAACCGUUUCAUAUUUUUGCACUUUGUUCCGACUUUAUGUGAAAUUCCAACACAAAGUAGUGCAUAACUAUGAAGAACUACUUUGUACUUUUACUUAGCUUAGCCGUUGCCUUCCCGUGCAAUUCCGCUCAAUUUUCAUCUCCUUUCAGUUCUCCGCCUGGGAUUUAUCUGGUUGAAAUUUAACCAAACCAAUCAGCAAACAGAAGGAGACGUUGUGAACAAUGAUAUAGAUUUACUGUGCUGUUUUAGAACUGUUGCCUGGCAACAUAGGGUUGUAGUUUGACAAUGUUGGUUGCAGUAAGUGAAUGAAACUGCUCAGUCUGUGUUGGCCACUCCUCCAUAUAUUGAGCAACUGAAGUCGGAGCAAGAGAGAGUUGAAGACAUUUUAUUGCUGGAAAAGAUCUUGUGGUCUUGUGGCCUUACUCCUCACCGGGUUGUUUACAGCGCACAUAACUUCCUGUAAGCUUCAUGAAGUUGGCCAUUACUUAUACCAUGGCUAAACGUUAGCAACUGGGUAAAAUUAGAUCAAUUAUUUAAAACUUCAAGAGUCCACAUCUCCAGCAAGCAAUCGUUUCUCAAUACGGCUGAGAGCCAAAAGUGUAGAACAAGAGGCUGGUUUACAACAGCCUGCCUUUUACUGCCCUUCAGCUGGGACCCUUUCAGGGUGAGUCUCGAGCCUUUCCACCCAUGCUUAAUUGAUUGGAUUUGUAAGACUGCACUUUGACUUGGCCAUUCUGCUUUGAUCUAAACCAGGAAUGAACAAUCCUAGUCUCCAAGGACCAGGAGAAAUGGCUCUGAUUCCAGAUUACAGGAACAUCUAAGUAGCAACUUCCUGUAGAUGAGAAGUCAGCUGUUUGAUUGACCCAGUGUCCCGCCUGAGGAGGGACACUGGGUUACAUCAUGUACCAUUAGGCACUGGUUUGUGUUGAUCUGUCACAUAAAACCUCAAUCCCUCAUUAAGAUUGUGCAGUGAUGGUUUGUUUACUUUAAACUGGGUAGCAUGUUCUAGAAACAGCUUUUCUAGGUCUCAGUUGCAGAGUUGUGUAUGGUAUUCCUUUGUCAGCAGAUACAAAGUGAAUAUUGUGUGUGUGAAGUGGAGACUGGUGCAAACCUUUUAUUUCUGUCAUCCAAGCUUAUCUCCUACACGCACAAUAACUGGAACUCGAUGAGAAUCCGAGCUCAUCUUGGACAGUUUUCACUUUGGCUUUUAAAAUGUCACACAGGAAGGAAGUUCUGCUCAGUCAAGAAUGCUGCCGACACCGAUCAGCUGAAGGUGACGUAGAGCAGUCUGGUUGUAGCUGGAGUUGUCCUAUUCCAUCUUAGGUCUCAACACUCUUUUUUUUUUUUUUUUUUGAAUUUGGAUGUGAAGCAUAUCUAUGAAAUGAGAAAAAAGAAACAUGCAGUGUUGCAUGGAAAAUGUUUCUCUCUUGUUUUCAACGUGGUUUAAUUGUUUUUUUAUUUUUAUCAGACAGAAACCAAAGGAAUUGUAGUCUAAAUUUUUAGGGAAGCAGAUUUGGUGACGACGUCUUUAAAGGUCAUUUACUAUCCUGCUUUGCACAGCCCUAAAAUGCCUUAAAAUGUCAGUAUUAAACCAAACCCGAAGCGCCUGUUCUACAAUGUGUCUCUUUUAUCUCGCUUCUUACAAACUAACAUGUGAAAGAAAAGUAAAAGGCAGCGAAGCUAUAAGGGUCAACAAAGCUCUUAGCUGGAUCAAACCAAAACAUUAAGAAUUAAAGGAGAAAUUGCACAUUAUUGAUAGUGACUGUUGGCAAUUCAAAAAUGUCUGAACCAUUCUAGACAGUCAGAAGACAAUCUGUGGCCUUGGAAGUCUUCCUCGCAGCCACUGUUUUGAUGAGAGGAGUAGUAGCCAUUUUGGCUCUUUAGUUUUUCUGAAAUGUCCCCCAGGUGAAAUGAUUGUUUUUUCAGCUCCUGCAACUUAAACAGAAGCACAGUGGACAAAGGUCACUAUACAUGCAACAUGUGUGAAACUUUGUGAGUUUAUCCUGCCCUCCAUUUGUGUGAAUUGUUGCACUCAUGCUGUUUGAGAAAAUCACAAUAAAACUUUUAAUGUGAA
Molecule: messenger RNA, 10969 nt
Organism: Xiphophorus hellerii (green swordtail)
Lineage: Eukaryota; Metazoa; Chordata; Actinopteri; Cyprinodontiformes; Poeciliidae
Gene: uhmk1
Product: U2AF homology motif (UHM) kinase 1
Exons: 9
Coding region: 485-1798 (437 amino acids)
Biological process (GO): positive regulation of translational initiation; regulation of protein export from nucleus; peptidyl-serine phosphorylation
Cellular component (GO): nucleus; neuronal ribonucleoprotein granule
Molecular function (GO): ATP binding; ribonucleoprotein complex binding; protein serine/threonine kinase activity
Source: RefSeq, a predicted model, not a curated record